Molecule: messenger RNA, 1617 nt
Organism: Bubalus bubalis (water buffalo)
Lineage: Eukaryota; Metazoa; Chordata; Mammalia; Artiodactyla; Bovidae
Gene: CRYBG2
Product: crystallin beta-gamma domain containing 2
Source: RefSeq, a predicted model, not a curated record
GGCUGCCCAAGUGUGGAGAGGCCAGGGGAGCCCAAGGCUGUGGUGUAUGAGGCCCCAGGGUUUCAGGGCCGGAGUUGGGAAGUGAACAGAGACAUCUACAACCUGCAGCAGCCAGAGGAUAGCCAGAGCCCCAACUUGGCGUCUGUGGGGUCCCUGCGAGUUCUCGGGGGCUGCUGGGUGGGCUACGAGAAGGAGGGUUUCCGGGGUCACCAGUAUCUGCUGGAAGAGGGAGAAUACACUGAUUGGUCACGUUGGGGAGGCUAUAACGAGGUGUUGACCUCCCUGCGGGUCAUCAGAACGGACUUCGGGGACCCGGCCGUGGUGCUGUUUGAGGCCAUGGACUUCGAGGGUCCGGGCGUGGAGGUGAGCAAGGCACUGCCAGACGUGGAGCUAGCGGGACACGGCCCCAGAACGCAGGCCAUCCACGUUCUCAGCGGCGUGUGGGUGGCGUAUCAGGAGGUGGGCUUCUCCGGGGAGCAGUACGUGCUGGAGAAGGGCGUGUACCGCAACUGCGACGACUGGGGCUCGGGCAACAGCGCCCUCGCCUCGCUGCAGCCGGUCCUGCAGGUCGGGGAGCACAAUCUGCACUUUAUCUCAAAGAUUCAGCUUUUCUCCGGCCCCGACUUCCUGGGUGACCACAUCUCUUUUGAAGAUGACCAGAGCGCUCUGCCCACCUCCUUCCAGCCCCAGUCUUGCCGAGUCCACGGCGGCAGCUGGAUCCUGUUUGAGGAGAAGAACUUUGAGGGUGAGCAGUACAUUGUGUCUGAGGGCGAGUUCCCUACUCUUACAGCCAUGGGCUGCCUGGCCUCCACAGUCCUGGGCUCUCUCCGGAAGGUGCCCCUGCACUUUUCCGAGCCAUCCAUUUUCCUGUAUGGACUGGAGUGCUUCGAGGGCAAGGAGAUUGAGCUCAGCGGGGAGGUGCGGAGCCUGCAGGCCGAGGGCUUCAACAAUCAUGUGCUGUCCGUGCGGAUCAAGGGGGGCGUCUGGGUGCUAUGCGAGCACAGCGACUUCCGGGGCCGCCAGUGGCUGGUGGGCAGCUGUGAGAUCACCAACUGGCUGACAUACAGCGGGACCCAGCGGGUGGGCUCCCUCUACCCCAUCAAGCAGCGCCGGGCUUAUUUUCGCCUCUGGAAUGCGGCACUGGGGGGAUUCCUGACUGUGCCGGACCACGUGGAAGACAUGAAGGCGGGCCGCGUGGUGGUCUCUGAGCCCCAGGCCGGAGGCAGCAACAUCUGGUUCUACGAGGAUGGGCUACUGAAGAACCAGGUGGCCCCCACUAUGAGCCUGCAGGUGAUUGGCCCCCCCAGCACAGGCUCCAAGGUGGUGCUGUGGGCUGAGAGCCGCCUGCCCCGCCAGACAUGGAGCAUCAGUGAGUUGGGCCACAUCUGCAGCCAGAUGUUUGAAGGUCGGAUCCUAGAUGUGAAGGGUGGCCGGGGCUACGACCGGGACCAUGCAGUGCUGUGGGAGCUGGCCAAGGACAGGGCGUCCCAGAUCUGGACUGUCCAUGUGCUUUGAAGCCUCCCUGCCACCCCCCAGCCCUGGAGGCUCUCCCUGGGAUGACAUGUUUUUAUAGGGUUUUUUGUUGUAACAUAAACUGUUUUAUACUAUGCUCCCAGG